Messenger RNA from Dermacentor albipictus, 4096 nucleotides. RefSeq lists its product as uncharacterized. The record is from RefSeq and is a predicted model, not a curated record. Lineage: Eukaryota; Metazoa; Arthropoda; Arachnida; Ixodida; Ixodidae.
AGAAAGACGGGGAUAUGGUCAGUAUUGUCAGCUUCAAGUACUCCUGCAUCAGGUGGAUUCAGAAGAUUAGACAAUGCAUGAUCGUUUAGAGUGCUAGAACCCGAACAACUGAACGAGUAGGGAUAAGACUUUCAUAACAAAAACCAUGAAAACAAGACGAAUAACUGACGGAGCACGUGGAUGACUCCAUUAAGUUUAUAUUCAUCCCAUAAUUAUGACAUUUUUGUUCUCCGUGGAUAACUUUGACAUUGCUUUUUCGCGAGAAAUACAAAAAUCUGGAGCUGAGAAAGAAGGUGAAUGGUAAACGCAACUAAAGAUGAAAUUUCUAUUAUCGGUGUUGAGAAAAUUAGGAUCGAAUUCCAACCAAAUUGAUUCGCAGUUUUGAAUACUUAACGUGAGGUCGAGUCUCUGUUUAUACGGGAUUCCAUAAUACACUUACGGUUAGUGUCCAAAUAAAUCAUUAUACAGAAGCUUUGUCCAGCCGAUGAUGCCCGGAAGGAUGAUUCGCUUGAAGAUUAAUUCAGUUGCCGCCGAUAUAUGGCUGGCCAUUUACUUUUUGUUCGCUGCGAGGCACACCCCCCUACUGAAGGACGUUACCCGAUGGUGGCGCCCGUCUUUCACUGUUGUCCGUCGAGCUUCCCCCCGGAGGUGCGAAAAACAAGCGCGCACCCGGUAGUCACAUUCUUGGUAGCCAGCACACCUUCUUCGCUCGCGUGAGCCGCCGUGAUUGAAAAGAGGAAGAAGGGAGCGCGCUCGUCGGGGGUGCGCGUCCAGCUAGCACGUCGGCUUGUUUUCCCCCGCCGCUGUCUCCCUCGUCAUCGUUGUGCGCAAGCGCGCGCGGAACGAGUCUGCCGUCUCUCGGUGGUCGCCCAGGCACGAGCGGUCCAAACAGGUUGCACUGCAGAAGGCUGACCACGGGGCGCCGUCUUCCGCCCCACGCAGUGGUGACGGAGCGGCCGACAAGUGGCGAAAAGUCGGCGGCGGUACCGCCAGGUGGCGGCGAUGAGCGGCACGACCAGGCUGCUCGCACUGUGCCUCCUGUCGAGCGCCGUGCGCGGCGCGCCCAAGCCGCAGCCGACAGCCCUGGAAGGCCUGGUCGCUGCGCGGGACGUGCUGUCCACCCUCGAGACGACGACGCUGCAGAAUGUGGGACUCCAAGACCGCACAUUCCGCGUCGGCCUCGGCGCGUUCAGUGGCGAAGCCACUCUCUCCAACGGCACUCUGCGCAGUGUCUCCGGUGUGCGGGCCGUCAACCUGACGCCAGCCGAUGGCGCCGAGUCUUCGGUCGUCCGUGCCGACUUGCCCCUGAGCAAGAUGGUCAUUCACUACAACGCCAACGUUACGUUCAACUCGCGCAGCGAACUGGCCGGAAUGGACGUCGAGGUCGACUCCCUCGAGCUCGUCGUCGAGCUGAGCCACGAGGGCAAGGGCCAGCUGGAGCUGCAGUCCGUCGAGGCCCGCGACAUGGCCGAGAUGCGUGUGCGGUUCAGCGGACUCCGCGUGUUCCAGGCACAGAGCGACCUGCUUUCGUUGCUCUUCCGCGGUGCGUUUCGCUUCGACAUCGAGGACGAGGUGGUGGCCAUCUUCGAGGACAUUUUGCGCGAGCUCGUCGACACCCAUAACGUCAACAACCUGUGAUACACGUACAUUGCCGCUCGUGGCGAAGGUCAGUUGGGCGGUGAGAUCUUCUUGGCAGACAAUGUCGCGUUCCUACCGCGAUGCUGGUCAUGUGCUGAUUGCAGCUUCGGUCAUAAUCGCAACCAUUAAGGCGAUUCUCAUUGGUCUCUUUCAUAUGAGACGCCCCGUUCAUAAAAGUGGAUAUACCUGGCUAAUCAAUGUUGUUUACCUUCACUUCAUAUUUCGUAUAUUCUAAUGAGCAUACUAUCAGGCAGUUUAUGCCUGAUAAUAUGCUGCUAGUGUGAAACUUGUUCUUUGGUUAAGAAACGUGACUUCGUACCUGCCGUAUACCUAGUGCAAUCCUUUGCACUUUUGCGUCCUGAAAAGAAACGUCUGUGCGUGUGGUACAAGGCGUACUGUAAGACAAAGUGGGCUCGCUUUCUUCGCUGUUCUCUCAUACAGAUGCACUCAGCGCACUUUUGGGUCCGCGCAGGAUCAGUCGCUGUCGUACAGCUGUGAUUUACGACUUGUUAGUCGUAAAUUGCCCCCGCCCCCACUACAUGAGCUUACUUUCACGUGUCUGUGCAGCUAUCAAUAAGUCUUCUGUUGCAAUAUUUUCAGUCUGACUUUGAGUUAGCAUGACAGCGCGCUACUCAUAACGCGGUGAUUGCCACAAGGUUAGAGCCUUCGUGAAAGGAAUGAUUUCGUGCAAACUUUUUUCUUCUGUCAGCGUAACCUUUUUGGCGUUUAACCUGCCCAAACCAUGACUUUGCCAGUCCGUCUUCUUGCAGUUCGCGUGACCUUACAGGAAUGAGUUAAUUCGCACAUAGAGUACCGGGCAGUAAAACAUUUGGGUAGUUUCUCCCGAUGGGUGAAGCAUUAAAAGCGGUCGCAACGGCUAGCGUUGCGCUGAAGCUCAACAGAAUGUGUCCACGGGGCGACAUGGCUUCUGCGCUGCAAAAACAGCGCCAUUGCAGCUAUCAGGCGUCUCAUUACGUUGGCGCGAUAAACUGAGACGAGGACUAAGAGAUGUGGGCGGUUUUGUAAAACGCAAUCUUCAUAUGGCGCCAGCAAACCAUUGAAGGUACCUAAAAAAAUAACUUCGCCACCAUUUUAUAGUAUAAAGUGAUGCCCGUGCCCUGGUUAUCCCUGGCAGAAGUUAUUUAGCCCUGACUCAAAGCGAAACUACUAGUUCACUCUAACGUAACAUUCAGUGGCAUUGCUCGUGGAUCUGUCGCUGGUACAAGACGGAUGGCGUCGCAUGUCCAACAUGCGAUGUCACUGCCCGGCUCACAUGAGAGAGAUUUACUAGUGUGCUAUUUCUUCGUUCGUUACCCUUUCCUUUCUGCGAGAACCCGUGUAGUAUUAUGUUAUACCCAUUCAAGAAGCUGUUAUGAACAAUUUGUUACGGUUAUGGGGGCAGAAAUGUUUUUUAACGAGCGCUUCUAGUCGCUCAUUUCGUUCGGUACCUUGCGAAUCUUUCGCACGCAACCAAUAUAAGCUCAUGUUGUUGUUGACAAUGCAGCACAAUUAUUCAUACGAAAGGUGUAUUUCUAUUGGAACAUAAUGCAGCCUCCAGAAAACUAUAAUAUGUGGUAAUACUGAAACCUGCAUAUUGAGAACGAUAUGUACAGUUUGUUUCAUAUUACAAAGGAAUUCAAAACAGUGACCUAAAAUAUGUGUUUAGAAGUAUUUUGGAUUGAAAAGUUUCAAAAAGCGAAAUUCGUCAGUGCAGCUUUUGUUCUUUCAUUCAUACUCUGCCAUAUACCUGCCCUGAAUAGACAGAUAUUUAAUCUAUUUACCGCGUACCAGUCGUUGUUGAGAUCUCUGCAUUCAUUCUAAUAAGCAUUGCAAAUAUAUCGACGUUGUUCAUUCAAAAUUCCGUCGCUUGCAAACAUCACAGCAUUAGCGCUGGAUGCAAAUUUGUUUCUUGUCUAAAUGAACAUUACCUCUUCAAGCCAUUCUUUCCUCGUGCACUUUAUCCCGUUGUUUUUCCAGCUGCACAACCUAAGCACCGAAGGCGGUUCCUGUACGCGGAAAAUGUAUAUGUAGACUGUGACUGCAGCUCAACAAAGCACAAGGCUUUGGCGUCGGCGGGACCGUCUUCGUAUGUCUGAAAAAACGUCCCCAGUGGCAGCGAUGCGCGAGGUGGUAGCUGGCUAAGACGUUGCGCAUGUCACCAGUAGAGCAAAGCGCUUUUUUGCCAAGCUUCUUUUGAAGCCACUUACAACAAUGAUGUCACGCGUUGACACUUUUUUUUGUUUUGUUUUGUUUCUCUGUGUGUCUGCGUGGUCGCGAAAGUGCCGAAUCAAGUUUUAGUGAUAUAACUUUUUUUAAGUGUGUGCAUGGUGAUUGGGUGUUUAUUUAUCAAAAGUUAAUAUAAGGUACGCAUACGCUGUUUCUACCCCAUAUCUCCAAACAUUCUUUUUUAUUGCGUAUAUCAAGCGUAUCAAAUAAAGACUUCACUGUGAUAUUUAUA